This is a messenger RNA of Lachancea thermotolerans CBS 6340, 600 nucleotides long. RefSeq names its product spindle checkpoint protein MAD2 (gene MAD2). Lineage: Eukaryota; Fungi; Ascomycota; Saccharomycetes; Saccharomycetales; Saccharomycetaceae. Gene Ontology annotation, cellular component: nucleoplasm; cytoplasm; kinetochore. Gene Ontology annotation, biological process: mitotic spindle assembly checkpoint signaling. The record is from RefSeq and is a predicted model, not a curated record. The coding region runs from base 1 to 600 and encodes 199 amino acids. The transcript has a single exon.
AUGGCAUCCUCACUUUCUCUUAAAGGAUCUACGAGGAUAGUGACUGAAUUCUUUGAGUACAGCAUCAAUUCGAUACUCUAUCAGAGAGCCGUCUACCCGCCUGAAGAUUUCGUUACAGUUAGGAAGUAUGACCUCAACUUAUUAAAGACACACGAUGAUGAACUGAAGAGUUAUAUCCGCCAAAUCUUGUUACAGGUUCACAGGUGGUUGUUAGGCGGCAAGUGCAACAAACUAGUGUUAUGCAUAGUGGAUAAGUCAACCUGUGAUAUUGUGGAGCGCUGGGAAUUUGAUGUCCAGCAUAAUGGCCAGGAAAGUUACACAGAACAAACGAAGGAAGUUGAGAAUGCAGAGACCCAAAAGCAAAUAAGGGCCUUGAUGCGCCAAAUCACAGCAAGCGUUACUUUUUUGCCUGAACUUGAAGAGAAUGACAAUUAUACCUUUAAUGUCUUAGCUUAUACCGACGCCAACGCAAAGGUACCUCUCGAAUGGGCAGAUUCAGAUUCUAUGGAUAUCCCUGAUGGCGAAAGAGUUGAGUUCAGAAGUUUUUCCACAAACAACCACAAGAUUCGUACACAGGUUAGCUAUAAGAUGAAUAUCUGA